UUUAUCGGAAUCAGCCAUCUUUGUUUACAUUCGCCUCGAACGGUUUGAGGUAGGAACUGGAUCAAUCCGAGUGGGAAGUCUGACUUCCCAUCUUAGUCGAAUGCAGCAUUCACCGUGUAGUGCAGAAAGUUAGCAUAAAUUAGCCGCCCGAGCCGAGAAUGAAAAUUAGACGAACAGUAUGCAUAAAAGUAACUGCUUGAGAAAAUGCUAAUAAGUCGAAUUUACUGACGUUAGUGGUUAUCCGUGUGUUUUUCUCGCUUAAGUGUCUUUAGCUCUAAGUGUCUUUUUAGCUAUAUAUCGUAGAACGAAAUCAUUAUAGUAUUAUAAAGCUCGUCGGCUUGACUGAGCGUUUUAACGAAACCGAAAAUACGUAAUGUGUUUCUUGGAGAUUUUGGUAAAUGUGUUGCCCAAAGUUGGAACCGGCAAGUUAGCGAGCUAAGGCGCCAUUAGCUUUAGCAAAACUAGCAGCGCGUGGGGCCAGCUCGAGUCAGCUGACAGGCUUCAGUCUGCUGCCGCUGCUGUUGUCAACAAGAGAACCGCGCGCGAUGGAUCAACUCAAAGUCAAGGACCGUAUUCUGGAAAACAUCUCCUUGUCGGUCAAGAAGUUGCAGAGUUACUUUGCAGCAUGUGAAGAUGAGACUCCAGCCAUCAGGAACCACGACCGGGUUCUGCAGCGGCUCUGUGAGCACCUUGACCAUGCGCUCUUGUACGGGCUGCAGGAUAUCUCUUCAGGCUACUGGGUUCUUGUCCUUCAUUUCACAAGGAAAGAGGCUGUCCGCCAGAUCGAGGAACUUCAGCACAUAGCAACUAACCUGGGUCGAAGUCGGGCAUGGUUAUACUUGGCGUUGAGCGAGAGCUCUUUAGAAAGCUACCUCCGCCUCUUCCAAGAGAACCAAGGACUGCUGCAGAAGUACUACUUCAAGAAUGCACUGGUCUGCAGCCAUGACCACCUGACCCUCUUCCUCACGCUGGUUGCCGGAUUGGAGUUCAUUCGUUUUGAUCUGGAACUGGAUGUGCCCUAUUUGGAUGUGGCCGCCUACAUGCCAGAAUACUACAAACCGCACAACCUGCUGGACUUUGAGGAAAGGCUGCCCAGCUUGGACAGUUUAUCCCUGAACUCCUUCACCUCCCUGAACUCCACCAACCUGGAGUGGGAUGACAGUGCAAUCGCACCCUCAAGUGAAGAUUAUGAUUUCGGUGACAACUUCCCCGUGUUGCAGGCAAUGCCAAGUGCAGACUGGGAAGAAGGUGACCUGACCGACCAGGCCAGCUGUCCGAGGUCCAGUGGUUCUGAUCCUCUGACCGUCAUCAGUGACUUGGUGGUCUUACCUGCCGCCAAUGGCAAGGCGAAGGUGGGCGCUCGGCUAUCGCCGCCCAGUCCAACUUCCAGACACAACCCUUUCAAUCAUGACUCGGACACCAACACCUCAGCUGAUGUCACGCCGGUUCAUGUGGCCGGAUGUCACAUCGCUUGUGCUACAGACGACACAGUGAGCACCAACAACGAGCUGGAAGUCAUUCGGAUGGCAAGACGAAGGAAAGUAAGCAAAAAACGGCGUGGGAAGAGCUCCACGAAUUCCAUAAGCAGCAUCCAUAACUUCUUAUCAUCUGAGCACAUCGAAAUCGACAGCACCUUCGCAAACACAAAGGAUUCCGAUUCUUUGAACUGCACCGUAAUCCACCUUGACGGGGCGGGAACAGAGGGGGCAGAGAAAAGCAAUGAGGACGGCGAGGAGGCCCUCCUAAGGCUUCCUAAAAUGACAGACACCUCCAUGGAUAGUGUUGGCGAACCCCUCCGGGAUGUCAUAGACAGACUUAACGAGGACGUCUGGGACCCGCCCAAGUACGAGGAGGGUCCCGAUCCUCCUGCCCAGCAGCCCUUUCGAGAGGACUGCGGGGGUGAGCCUCCUGACUCAGACUCAAGUCCAGACCACCUGCAGGCCGCUCAAAACGUACUCUGCCUUACCCCCGACAAUCCAGACUCUGCUGCCUCAGGUGGUGGGGACCAUGACACUACAGAGCAUUGCCAGUCAAAGAUACUUUCAGGUGGCCAUGAAGAUCAAAGGGAGGCAAAAGCGCCAGCAGGAGGGGAGCCUGACGUGAAAAACGAGGAGGAAUUUGAUGUGGACGUGUGUAAAAUGACUCCUGUGCAAGAGGAGAAGCUUAGUUCCUCCGAAAGUUCUCAUCCUGCUGAAUUUAAGGUAGACAACAACCACUUACUACUCCUCAUGAUCCAUGUAUUCAGAGAGAAUGAGGAGCAACUCUUCAGGAUGGUGAGGAUGAGUACAGGCCACAUGGAAGGGGACCUGCAGCCUCUUUACCUGCUGCUGACUGACUGUUAUAUCUACCUGCUGAGGAAAGGUGCAGCAGAGAAGCCUUACACGGUGGAAGAUGCUGUUUCUUAUAAUGAGCUGGACUAUCUCUCAGUGGGCCUUGAUCAACAGACAGUAAGCAUAGUUUGCACUAAUAGAAGAAGGAAGUUCCUGUUAGACACAGCUGAUGCCUCCUUGACUCUAUGGUUCUUGUCUGUUCUUAAGACGGCCAUGGUGAAUGGUUGCCGUGAGCCCCCGUAUCCUUCCAUCCUGACUGAUGCCACCAUGGAAAAACUUGCUCUCACCAAAUUUGUCUCCCAGGAAUCUCACUGUGAGGUUUCUGAAGUUUCGAUACAUCUAUAUUCACUGGUCCACUGGGAGGAUCCUAUGGAUGCGAGCUUGCCCAACUUGAAAUUACCGUCCAGCGCUAAGGAAGGGAUGAUGCAGUACCGGGCUGGCUCCACAUACCUGGGCAAGGAGCUGUGGAAAAGCUGCUACCUUGUCCUCAGUAAUGGAAUUCUGUACCUCUAUGCAGAAAGGACUGAUGUGACUCCUGUGCUCUCCGUCACUAUGGGGGGGGAAUACUGCGGAGGGUGCCGUCGUUCAAACAGCACAGAGCGUCCCCAUGCCUUUCAAGUCAUCCUGACAGAGCGCCCCCCACUGGAGCUCAGUGCCAACAACGAACAGGACAUGGCUGAUUGGAUGCAGCUUCUCUGUCAGUCUGUCUCCAAAGGAGUCAUCCCCCAAGGUGCAGCCCCCAUCCCGUGUAUCCCGUGUUGUCUGGUUGUGACGGACAGCAGGCUGCUGACUUGCCAUCAGGACUGCCAGACAAGCUUCUUCCGCUUGCUGGGCAGCGCCGACAUCUGCGACGUGGAGGCCGUCAGCCUGGAGGCUGACGUGGAGUACUGUGUCAUUGAGUUUGCUACAGAUCGUGACAGCUUCCUGCCCCCGUGGGUCUUGUAUUUCAGCGGGUGUGAGGAGAGAGACAGACUGCUGGAGGUUUUGGACAGCGCGUGGAGAAGCAUCUUCCAGGUGGCACUCCCCCACAGGGAGGUUUGCGAGCCGUCAGUGCAGAAGCACUGCGGCGAAGGCCUGGCCUUAAUGAAGAGCGCCUGGCAGCGGGCAGACAGUUUGGCACGGGGCCGCGCGCAGCGCGAGCCUUGCUAAUGGAGAUUCACAAUCUCAAGAAAUGAAGAUGGUAGGUAGGAGUUGGCCUUCUGAAAUGUUUUUUCCAUGUUUAAUGACUCCAUAUAUCAAUACCUAGCCACAUUUCACUGUUUGAGGUCAACUACUGGUAUGAACUUUUCUACGACAUUCAGAUUUAUUUGAAUUGAGGUAAGGGGUAACGAAAAAUUGAUGAUGAAAGCCUAAAAGUGCACUUGACAUGUGCAGAUGGCUUCCAUGCAGACUUGCACAUUGUUUUCCUCGCGGUACCAAUGGUAGCAUUUUGGUCGGCGUUGGUUUGAUGAUUGUGUUAUUGUGAGGCAGACCUUGGUGCAAUAGCACAAAAUCAUGAUAUGAUUCACUUGUUUUUUUAAAUUGUUGUUGCUUGUUUUGUUUUGGGUUUUUUUUGUCUCUACAACCACAAACAAAAAAAUGCUUUUAUCUUGUAACUCGAGUUUCUGUCAUUAGGAAAACAUUGUGGUCAAUACGACAAAUGUAAACCAAAUGCCAAUUAAAGGUUCCUGUGAUAUCAAAAAAUAAGAUCAAGAUAAAACUUUUUACACGAUUAAUGUGACCUACAACCUUUACAACUCUAAUUACCCCACUGGGAUAAAUAAAGUUUUCUGAAUCUGAAUCUGAACUCAAUUUAAAAAGUAUGUUAUCCUUUCAAGAAAGGAAAUAAAAAUAAAUAACUGAGAUAAAGCAGUUGCGGCGGUAUGCACACCCUCUUCGAAACAGCUUGUGGCGGUGUUCAGAAUGAACCAAUCAAAUCCAAACUGAAGUUACGUCCAAGUUCAGCACACGCGUGCCAACAUAACAGGUGCCUCCAAUCAACCCCAGAUACAUUUCAAAUGUUCUAGUAGGCUUUUUUUUUCUUCUUCCAAGCAGAACCUUGAUGGUUUUGUGCCACCACAUUAUCUCAGUUGUUUAUUUUUAGUUAACAUCUGAAAGAUUUGUUUUCAUUGAGUUAUAGAAUUUAUGUCACAUUAUUUGUGGGAAAAGUUUUGAAAUGGGUGUGUGUAGACUUUUCAUAUCUACUGUAGAUAUUUCACUUACACGUGCCGUCAUGUCGAGUGCUUUAAUCUUUUCCAAGUGCCACUUGAUUGCCUCUGCUGCCCUUUUACAAACAAAUCUAAUCUCAGGUGAAAAAGGUACUUGUGCAUCCAAAAUUCACCGCUUUCUCACUUUUUUUUUCUUUGCUGCAUUUUAUUGCGAUUCUUUUACUUUCCAUGUCGUUCAUUGGAGUUCAGAACAGUUGUUUUGUGUAUACAAAAGGAGCAAAAAUGUUUGACCAAUUUUGACCUCGCAUGUCAUUUUUUGGCAGUGUAUGGCGUUCGGGUACCCAAGCGCACUUUAUUUUCCAUCAUAUAUACACCAAGAGGCUACAGCAUUAUGAACGCUGUUAGUUUGCAGUGGUGUACAACUACUGAGAGCUGUUGCUAGUUUUGAUAACACUGCAGAGUCAAACGUAUUGGGCUCAGCUUUGGUAUAAUGUGUCACAAUAAUGAGCAUAUUGUUACAAUCGUACCUUUCUAAGUGUUAAUCAAAAUUAAACGUUUACUGUUGGAAUGUUUGGGCUGGUCGGUGUUUAAAGAAAUCUCAUAUGCGGGAUUCCCCCUUUUUUUUUUUGAGAAGCAGAGAGAAAAAAAGUUGCAGAUCGUGAAGUUCAGAUGUGGUAAGUGUAAAGAAUUUGUGUCAACCUUCAGUCAAACAUUGCUGGCCAAUGAUGGACGACAUCUUAAUCUUUUUUGUUUUGUUUUGUUUUUUGUUGCAAGUAAAAUGUGUAUUAAGUUGCGCUAUUUUAUUGGGACGUAAAUAUAGCACUAAUGAAAAAGAACAUGCACAUGCCAGUGUUGUUGUUUUUUUAAAUACCGUCAACUGUGCUUAUGAUAUGAAAAUAAUAACCUGGUGGCAGAACAAAAUAAAGCGAAUAAUUAACA
This is a messenger RNA of Hippocampus comes (tiger tail seahorse), 5416 nucleotides long. RefSeq names its product pleckstrin homology domain containing, family M (with RUN domain) member 2 (gene plekhm2). Gene Ontology annotation, cellular component: endosome membrane. Gene Ontology annotation, biological process: lysosome localization; Golgi organization; regulation of protein localization. Lineage: Eukaryota; Metazoa; Chordata; Actinopteri; Syngnathiformes; Syngnathidae. The record is from RefSeq and is a predicted model, not a curated record. The transcript has 21 exons. The coding region runs from base 546 to 3479 and encodes 977 amino acids. Gene Ontology annotation, molecular function: kinesin binding.